This is a messenger RNA of Setaria italica (foxtail millet), 1095 nucleotides long. Its product is annotated as nuclear pore glycoprotein p62-like. The transcript has 3 exons. The record is from RefSeq and is a predicted model, not a curated record. NCBI's taxonomy places the organism in Eukaryota, Viridiplantae, Streptophyta, Magnoliopsida, Poales, Poaceae. Bases 1 to 1095 code for a protein of 364 amino acids. Gene Ontology annotation, molecular function: protein dimerization activity.
AUGUCAUCCAGCUCCCCCAACGUCGAAGACAAAGCCGCGCGGACGUUGGCGAGGCUGCCCUGCAGCGCCUGCCAUUUGCCCCAUUCUGCGGCGUCAUCCAAUGUGAAGAGGGGCCUCUGCGGCUCGUCACGGGAUGACCAACGCAGGACAGACCCUCUCCAUGCUUUGGGAACAGGAGUUGCCAAGGCAGAGGCGGGAGCCGACCUCGACGCCGCCAUCAAGACGGGCAGCACCAUCCUGGAAGCCGCCGGUCUCACCGACGGUCCCGACGCAUGCACCCCUGCCCCCGUCGAGGCCGCCGCGGGCUCGCCCGUCGGUGCCACCGCCUCUGACGCGGGUGUCGGAGCAAGUGUCCCUGUGGCCGCCUCGCCCUUCGUCGCGACCACCGAGGCAGGCAUCCCCGCCCCCAUCAGGACCUCCGGAGCAGGCACCUCCGCCUUCGCCGCCGCUGCCGCCGUGGCUUCCCGGGCAGAGGUCCCCAUCUCCGUCACCACCUCCUCCUCCGUCGCAGCCGUCGGGGCGGGUGUCCCCGCCUCCUCCGCCACCGCUGUCCCCACCGUGGCCGUGGGGGCAGACUCUCCUUCCCCCAUCGUUGCCACCGUCCCCGACCCUUGGGCAAAAUGGUGGCUGAACCAUGGCACAAGCACACCAAAUCUUAGGAAAUUGGCAGCUAGGAUUCUGAGUCUGACCUACAACUCCUCAGCUUGUGAGAGGAACUGGUCAGUAUCUGAACAGGUUCAUACAAAAAAGUGCAAUAGGCUAUUUCAUGAAAGAAUGAGAGAUCUUGUGUUUGUUAAAUUUAACUCUAAGUUAAGGAAUAAGAGAGAGAAGAAGGAUAGAGAUCCCUUGGAGAAGGAAGUAGAUGAUGUUGUGGCACAUGGUGAUAAUGAAUUCAUUACUGGUAUUAUGCCUUUGCCAAGUGAAAUGGAACAACAAUGUGCACAAGAAUCACAGCAACACACACCACAAGAAGCACAAGCACAAGCACAAGCUAAAAGGAAAAGAUCUGUGCGCCCUAAGAAGAGGAAAGUCAGGAGCCUGCAGUCUUUGAUGAGAAAUGGUCUAGUGCAGCCUGAAGCUCCAUCAUCUGACUGA